This is a messenger RNA of Phaedon cochleariae (mustard beetle), 1824 nucleotides long. The record is from the annotation of a GenBank genome assembly. NCBI's taxonomy places the organism in Eukaryota, Metazoa, Arthropoda, Insecta, Coleoptera, Chrysomelidae.
AAGUAGUAGGCUUUGAAAACAAAUCGCACAGUGACGCUGUCAUUUCGAAUUUUCGGAUUGAAAACGCACUGUACACGGGAUUUUUUUCUUUUUCGUUAACUGAGGAGGAAUAUAUACUCUUAUGUUGCCCAAUCGGAUUUGUAAUUCUACUAGAGGUGUAAUUUCCGGUUAUUAAAAAGUGAGAGUUUCUUAUAAUAAUUUGGGAUUCAUUUUUGCCGCUAGAGUGAUUGCAGUUUUAUCAAGAUGUGGUGGACUCUACUGCCCAUAUUACUUCUCCCUCUAACCUCCAAGGCGCGGAUGGACUGCUCCAAAGCAGAAUACGACAGAUGCGUGCGCAUCGCGGAUCCUUUGGUCAAGGAAGCCCACCUGGUGUUCCCUGAUAAUGUCAAUGACAUCGAUCAAGUGUGCACCACGUGGAACCUAUUCGUCGACUGUCUCAAAGCGUAUACUGAUGACUGUUUCACCGAUCAACAGAGGAGGCAGUUCAACAGGGCUGUUGAAAGCCCCAUCGAGAGCAUACAUCAGAUGUGCAUGCAGCCCAGUUAUCAGAAGGAAUACUUACAAUAUGCUCCCUGCAUCAAGAGUACUAUCAUCCAGAGGAUGCAUUGUGGUCAUCAGUACGAUCUCUUAGUGGAACUGGUUGAUCAAGGAGACAUCAUUUCCAAAUCGACACUUUGCUGUUCUCAUGAUCGAUUCAAGCAAUGUGUCCAACGGGAAACGAGACAACUGUGCGAUAGAGGAGCCACGAACGGACCAGCGAACAAAUUUGCCACCGAAAUCAUCGAUAAAGCUUUGAAGUUUCUUCAAGAUCAAUGUCUCAACUACAUUCCGAAUUCCGGCGACUGUGCAGUUCACCCCACCGACCCAUACGCCGACCGUUCCGACCCCAUGGGGGUGUCUGGCUCCCCCACCGAUCUGUACGCUUGGAGCACCCUGCAGGACCCCCCGAAGCCCAAGGAGGACAGACAACUACCCCCGAGUGUUGUCCCAUCCACGUACCCUUGGGGAACAUCUACCAGCAGCAGCUUGUCUUCUUCUGAUUAUCCCACGCAGUUGCUUGGAUCCAGAACAAGACCAGCUUCCUAUGGCCGUGCUAGCACUUGGUCGGAUAACAACAAUAACGUUCAACAGGUGGCUAGUAAUACAGUGAGAAUGUAUCCAGACGUGGGGACUACAACAAAGUCUACUUGGAGAGAUUGGAAUUCUGUCCCCAGUUGGAGCACGACCAGGGGACAGCAAAGUACAACAGGAGCAAGUGUGGGGGUUUCAAGAAAUACAGCUAGAGUUUACUCUUCACCUUGGAAUACUCCAUCAACUACUACUGAAACGUGGUAUCCGGCCGCAGGCAAUCAACUCAACAAUGAAGUUGAUGAACCGAACCAACUCGGUUUGAAAAAACCUAAAAAUUCUGCCGAACGAUUUUCUAGGAAUGCGAUAUUGAUAUUUGUCACUCUAUUAAAUAUAUUGGUCAGAUGUUAUUGAAACAUGAAACUGCAUGAAAAGAUGAAUAUGAACUUAAUAAUUGGUGCUUAUAUAAAUAUAUAGUUAUUGAUAUGGAAGGAUGAUUAUAUAAUAACUGAUUUUUAUUCAUCAUCUACACAUCUUCAUACCAAAGAAAAUUAUUCAAGAUCAAAUGUGGUCUAAUAUUCAUAAUAAACCACCAACAAUUUUUUAUUGAGUUAUGUCAUGAAACAUAUAUUAUAUGAUAUGGGCGAUAGUCUCCCGAAAAAAAAUAGGGUAAGUUUCAACAAAAAUUGAGCAGAAAUAUAAAAAUUUAAAGGAUUGAAAAUAUAUGCAGGUAUGAAAGAAUAUCAUUUUAUAACA